AGUUCAUCGAAGCUGAAAUAUUGGCGCAUCAGGAAGGGCUGGCUCCCAACUCGCUGGGUAGCUAGGAAAAGAGCAGUACUGCGCUGAGGCCUGGAAGCAACUGAGCACAGCGGCUCAUGCGACAAAUCGGCUGAGGUUCUCCUCAGAGUCAUGAAGAGGCUCUGGCAACGCUGGUUGGGGCUGCUCCUGCUGCUCCUGUUGCAUCUGUCACACAGCGACGCUCGGACUCAGCCUCUGAAACACAGGAGGGCAAACAGUGUUGCAGCAAAGUCAGAGCAGGGCACCAGGAGCGUCAGGCAACCCGUGGUUGCAGGCAGGGACACUGGUGCCCAAGGGUUGCGAAGAACCAGUCACUUGAGAGCCAGGAGGAGAAGGGCGCACAACGUCGGGGGAGAGCAAUUAAAACACAAUGAUGGGGGAGGGCAAUUACCGCAGAUACCUCAAGAGGGGCGCAACAGGAGGAGGCGAGCUGGAGAGAAGCUGGCGCUUCAAGCCGGAGAGGAAGGGGCCAAUCCGGCAGUGAAGGCCAAGGGGACGAAGAAGAAGAAAAAGAAGACUGCGGGCAAGAAGAAGAUGAGCAAGGAGGAGGCCAUUGCAGCCGCGCAGGAGGCACAGGCAGCAGCUGCUGCCGCUCUGGAGAAGGGUGUUUCUCAUGAGGAUGCUGCCAAGGCCGCACAGGCUUCACUUAAUGAAAAGGGCGCUACGGAGCUGACCAAGGGGGUAUUGGGCGCGGAAGAUGUGGAAAAAGCAGAGGGCCGGCCGGCCGCCUUCAAAAAGAAGGACGCUGCCACGGACGAAGCGGCCACAGAGGAGGCGGCCGGCACGGCAGAGGCGUCUACCGCACCAGCCAAGAAAAAGAAGAAGAAGAAAAAUGCUGCCACGUCAGACGCCGCAGCUCUUGCUGCAAAAGCUGACGAUGCGGCAGACGAAGGCGCUACUGACAAGAGCAUUGCGGAGCCUGAGUCUGACCUCAGUGCUGACGCAAAGCCAGCCGCAGCGGCAGAGGAGCCGGCCAAGCCGGCGCCCAAGAAGAGGAAAAAGAAGAAGGGAUCCAUGAAGAAGAAGGCGGUAGCGGGCGAGGUGUCAGACAGGCAGCUGCGUACCCUAGACUCCAAUGGCACCAUGCUGAGUCAGCAGGGCGAUGCCACUAGCUAUGACGUGGAAGAUGAUGUGGAUGAUGACGGCGAGGCUGAGGAUAAUUUCGAGGAAGAAGCAGAGGAGUUUGAGCUGAGCAUGACGGGGACAGAUGAGGCCGAGGAGACCGCCAAAGUUGCCGCUGCAUCGUCCGAAGCCGGUGCAAAGCAGAUAGGGGCCACUGCUGAGGCAGCCGGCACCCCGGACCACCCGACGGCAGCGCCUGCAAAGCCGAGUGGAGAGAGCCAAGCGCUGCCGGGUUUCACAGUGAAUUUCACGCCCCCAGAACAGCCAGUUCAGGGCAUUGAGGUGGGCGCUACAGAGCACGCGUGGCCGCAGCCGGCCGCAGCGGCUCCGGAGGCGGCCGCACCCGCGCCGGAGACAGUCGCAGCGGCCGCCGCGCCGGCGCAGCCGCCGGUGAAGGCGGCCCGGCCGUGGUUCCCGCUGCCGGAGAAGCGCGAGAUUUCGUCGGAGGUGCUGGCCAGCCUGAUCAACGCGUCGGGCGCGGCCGUGAAGCGCGAUGCGGCGCCGUUUGUUUCCAAGCUGCGCAAGCACACGAGCCCGCACCAGCCCAACGCCACUGCAGAGGGUGGCAGCGCUCACGGCCACUAUGAAGCAUCCUCAGAGGCCGGUGAUGCAGCAGAGACCCAGGGCAAGCUUGGGAAGGAUGGGAAAGAGGAUGCGGGCGGGGCGCACCCCGCGCGGAAGGAGGCGGCCAAGGCGGACGAGGAUGCCGCAGCGCUGCCGGAGGUCAAGCAGCUGCCACCCUGGUUCAAGGAGACCCCUGACGCCAAAGACCGGGCGGCCAAGGUUGGGCAGCGGCACAAGUCGCGGCAGAAGGCGUUGGGCGCUGAGGAGAAGUGGCUGCGCGCACAUCAGCACCACCUGGCGGAGGUGCGCGACGAGUACGACGUCAUCUUCUACGGCGAUGACAUCAUCGAGGCCUGGAGGGGGACGUUUGUGGGGCAGAAGUAUGGCCCCUUCAACGACAUCCCCGCCGUCUGGGACCAUUUCUUCGGCAGCAAGGGGUACAAGGCGCUGGCUGCCGGCAUCGCAGGUGAUGGGGUUGAGCAGCUGCUGUGGCGGCUGAAGAAUGGAGAGCUGCCGCCGAUUGUGCCCCCAAAGGUCAUCGUCUUAGCCUGCGGCACGAAUUCCAAGGGCAUGAGCGGGGAGUGCGCGUUGCCGGCGGCGGAGGAGGCGGCUGCGAAGAUGCGGGCGGUGCUGGAGUUUGUGCGGGGGGCGCUGCCGGCCACGCGCAUUGUAGCGCUGGCUCCGCUGCCCAAGGGUGACUACUGGCCCAACCGCUGCACGCCCGCCUUCGACAUCUUCAACGCCAACCUUCAGGCCGCAGCAAGCGAGCACCCGCAGCAUGUGUUUUACGAGGAUUACGGCACGGCGUUCCUGACCAAGCGGCCGGCGGUGGUGUGGGCGGCCAACUCCACGUCGCCGGUGCGCGAAGAGAUCAACGAGAUGUAUAUGCCCGACGCGCUGCACCCAUCGGCCCCCGGCAUGCGCCUGAUUGCCGGCAAGCUUGAGCCCCUUAUCAGCCGUCUACUUGGCGAGGCCGAGACCGCCGCGCAGAGCGCCUGAGCCGGGCACCUAAAUCAGGAGAGCGUGCAUAACAUGAAAGGCAGUGCAAGCGGGAAACCAUGCGGGAAGGGCUGUCUUGCUGUGUACACAUGAGGGCAUUGACAAUGCAAAACUUUUUCUAGUCAAUCCCAGUCCAGGAGUGAGACAGCAUCUGCGCUGGAGACUCCUCCUGGGGACUUGCACUCUGCAAAUUGAUUGCACCACGCGGUUGAUGAGCGUGGUUGAUUUGUGGACUUUGGCGGACCUUGUGCGCCAAGAGAUUAGUGUGCAAUGACAUCUGCCUGCAUGGUGGCGCUGCGCAUCUUACUUUGACAUAUGCGACCCUUGUGCGGGUGUUGAUAGAGGGGUCAUUCUUGGAUGCCUAGGGACUGGGAAGCCGUAGAGCAGGGAUUUAACUCUAUUAAGGGUUGGUGCUGGAGAGAGGAAUAGACAAGGGAUCUAGAACUGGUGCACACUGAGCAGCAUUGUCUGAGGAUAUGCAUGGUUAUAGCUAGAGCUGGGAUUGCAGCCAAGUAAAGGGCAACAGUUGCUUAAGUUCUUGCCAGGAGCUCCUAUAUAAUAAUUAUUGUAGUGGCGUGUACUAUGGGUUGCCCUCAGAAUCAGAGCUGAUCACAAUGGGGACGGCGGCCGGCAGGUGAAAAGGGUGACCAUCCCUGUUACCAGCGGUAAUGCCAAGGGGGGCCAGAUCAGGGUCAUCUGGCUCCGGCAAGACAGGGGCGGGAGAUAGGUCCUGGUGAAUCUCAAUUCCCAUGUCUGAGGCAGGGCUGCCAAUGCGAGGAGUAGGAGUGCCAGGCACUGGCAGCCCUCAUGGGAUAUACCAUGGCGUUGCGGUGGAGCUUGCAUGGACUGUCUGAAAGAUUUGAUGUCAACGCUGUCAGUUCAUCCACAAUGUAAUCACCGAUUUUGGCC
This is a messenger RNA of Coccomyxa subellipsoidea C-169, 3633 nucleotides long. RefSeq lists its product as hypothetical. The transcript is spliced from 13 exons. NCBI's taxonomy places the organism in Eukaryota, Viridiplantae, Chlorophyta, Trebouxiophyceae, Coccomyxaceae. Bases 151 to 2724 code for a protein of 857 amino acids. The record is from RefSeq and is a predicted model, not a curated record.